Messenger RNA from Dictyostelium discoideum AX4, 1932 nucleotides. RefSeq lists its product as hypothetical. The record is from RefSeq and is a predicted model, not a curated record. The coding region runs from base 1 to 1932 and encodes 643 amino acids. NCBI's taxonomy places the organism in Eukaryota, Evosea, Eumycetozoa, Dictyosteliales, Dictyosteliaceae. The transcript has a single exon.
AUGGAAAAUAAUAUUUUAGUUAAAUUAUUAUUAAAAGGAAAUAUUGAAAAUGAAAAUGAAAAAGAAAAUGAUAAAUUAUUUUUUUCAAUUUGGAGGAAUAAAUAUUUAAGAGAUAAAAUAACAAAAGAAAUAAAGAUUUAUUUAAAUGCACAUAGAUUAAUUAGAUUUAAAAAUUGUGAACAACUUAAUCAAUAUGAAUAUAAAGAUAGUUUAAAUAAAGUGAUAAUUGAAGAUCCAUCAACACCAUUAUUAAAUAUACCAUUGAAUAUAACAGAACUUGAAUUUGAACCAAAAUCAGAACAUAUUGCAACAAUUAAAACCAACUUACCAAACCAUAUAGAGAAACUUUAUUUUAAUUAUAAUUAUUCUUAUUAUUCAACUUCAAAUUUUUUAAAUUCAUUAACAUCAUUAAAAGAGUUAAGAUUAGGUGGUUUUCAAAAUGUUAAUAAAAUUCCAGAAUCAGUUACAAAUUUACAUUUAGGAUAUGCAUUAUAUGGUAAUUUAAAAACAUUACCACCAUCGAAUUUCAUACCUCAAUCAGUUACAAUUUUAAAUACUGGCGAAUUAUCUACACCAAUAAAUAAGAACGACGACUCUUUUUUACCAAAGAAUUUAAAGGAGUUAACAUUUGGAAAGGCAUAUAAUCAUCCAAUAAAAUUAGAACAGUUACCAACAUCAUUGACAAAAUUAACAUUGUUUUCUGGAAAUUGUCAAAAUCAAAUAUUUCCCAAACUUGGUUCAAAUACAUCAAUAACAUCAUUAACAUUUGGUAAUAAAUUUACAAAUAAAAAAACCCAAUUUAAAGUUGGUGAUUUACCACAAAAUUUAACUUUUCUUGAUUUAGGUCAUAUGUUUAAUAUGAAAUUAGUAAAAGAUGUUUUACCAAGUUCUUUAAUAACCUUAAAACUUUCAAAAAAUUAUGAUCACUCACUUUCUGGUGAAGUUUUACCAAAAUGUUUAAAAAUCUUACACCUUGGUCAAAAAUUUAAUCAACAAAUUAAUAGUAACGAUUUACCAUCUCAAUUGGAGGAAGUUACACUUAGUUGGUUAUUUUGUCAUUCAAUUUCAAAUUUUCCAAAUUCAAUAAAAACUUUAAUUAUGGAAGAUCAUUUCAAAGGUCCUUUAGAAAAGUUACCAUCAUCUUUAACGAAAUUAUCUAUUAAAACUGGUUAUUAUAGUUCAAUAAAACCAAAUAUAAUACCAUCAACAGUUAAAGAUUUAUUAAUUUCAUCAUAUCAAAAUAAUUUAUUACCAAAUACAAUACCAUCUUCUUGUAUUAAUCUAUCAAUUCCUUUUGGAUCAUUUGAUUUUGAAAUAACUAAUAAUAAUAGCAAUGAUAAUAGCAAUGAUAAUAAUAAUAAUAAUAAUAAUAAUAAUAAUAAUAAUAAUAAUAGUAAUAAUAAUAAUAAUAAUAAUAAUAAUAAUAAUAAUAAUAAUAAUAAUAAUAAUAAUAAUAAUAAUUCAACAACAAUAUUCCCAAAUUCUAUUAAAUAUUUAAAUUUUGGAAUAUGGUCAAAUAAAUUAAUACCACGAAAUAUUUUACCAACUUCAUUAACAACAUUAAUACUUGGUUCAGAUUAUAAUCAACCAUUAAAUGGAAUUUUAAAACCAUUACAUUCAUUAAAAACAAUAGAAUUUGGUAAUUCAUUUGAUCAACCAUUAAAAGCUGAUGAUGAUGAUGAAAUUGAAUUUCCUAAUAAUAUUACAUCUAUUAAAUUUGGAUAUUCAUUUAAUAAAACUAUAAAACCAAAUUCAUUUCCAAAUUCACUAAAAAUUUUAAAAUUUGAUAUAAAAUUUUCAAAUGGUGAUAAAGAAUUUGAAGAAAAUUCAAUUCCUUCAUCAGUUGAAUCUAUAGUUUUUAAAAAUUUAUCAUUUAAUCCAAUAAAUCUUCCAAAGUCAUUAACAUCUUUAAAUAAUAAAUUUUUACUUUAA